Messenger RNA from Brassica rapa (field mustard), 2088 nucleotides. RefSeq lists its product as uncharacterized. Lineage: Eukaryota; Viridiplantae; Streptophyta; Magnoliopsida; Brassicales; Brassicaceae. Gene Ontology annotation, molecular function: cysteine-type peptidase activity. The record is from RefSeq and is a predicted model, not a curated record. Gene Ontology annotation, biological process: proteolysis.
AUGAAUCAUAGUUGUUAUCUCUCCAACAUUCAAACUGUGAGAGAAGAACUUGGGGAAGAUGUUUGGUCUGAGUUGAGGGAAUCAACUAUUGGAGUGAUUGUGAAGCUGAAAGAGCUGCAUUAUAUUUGGUAUGCGAAAGUUGUUCACCAUUUCCUUGCCAAUCAAUUAGCAACUGAGAGCAGUCAUGAGAUUUGGUCUUUGAUAGAUGAUUUUAUGCCAUUGUGUUUCUCUUUGUAUGAGUUUGGAGAUAAUACAGGUCUGAAUUGUGAUCCUUUCGACAAGCAUGACGUUCGGGAUGUGGAUCAUCAAGAGUUUUGGCUCGAGAUGAACGUUCCGACAUCAGAUGGACCUAUAUUGCUUGAGUUACAAGCCAUAUUCCCGAUUUGCAGAAACUGGCCUCGAGAGAAGCGAGUGAUGAUUGGUUUGUUGUGUCUGCUAUCCAUUGGCAUUUUUGGCAUUUCAAGCAACAUCAGAAUUCCUUUGCAUUGUGCUAAAAGGGUGAUGGACACUGCAGCUUUCCAGCGAUAUCUAUGGUGUCGUGUUGGAUUUAGAAGCCUUGUUGAGUCCAUUAAAGUACUCACAUAUGAAGCAAAGAAAAGUUACACACUUCACGGCUGUGUUCAUGCGCUCUUAAUAUGGAUUUAUGAGUUUGUCCCUGGUUUAGGAAAAAUAUAUGGGAAUCGGAUUGAGGGAGCUGAUGUUCCUCUUCUGUCAUGGGGGAGGAAUCUCGUUCGUGUAAGGCAUAUGAUUAUGAAGCCAGUGGAGGAUAUAUAUCGGAAGUGGGACAAUGAUAAAAUCUAUACUGAUCUGGACAACAUGAUAAAAGACAUCCUUAAUGGUCAGCUAAAUGAGAAGUUUUUGGAUGCAAUGCCAACUACCAAAUGCGAGAAGAGAAAAUAUGGUGUUGCUGCAUCUGUUGCAGCUCACAACAUUGCCAUAAAUGGGUUAGCUGAGUUGCUUAAAAUUCUCACUGCCAGAGUAGAAGGCAUCAAUGUUAGUGUAGCUGACAAGGUUACUAAAGCAUUAGAUGCUACUAUUGACUGUAAGGUGGAAGCUAGACUGCGAGUAUAUGAUUCUGACUUACGGAAGCAGAUUGCAAAAUUGGAGGCACAAAUAAAUGAUAGUAAAAACAACGCUAGUGUGAACAUUGCUCCUGAUGUCACCACCUCCAAGGCGUAUGAGGAUGAGGAUGAUGGUACUUGUAGCAAUGACUUGAAGAAAAUCAAUUCACAAGAUGGAUUGCCAGUUGAUUGUGUUGUGAAGAAGGAGAAAAAAGAUAAAAAGAUGAUGGAUAGCACACAGAAUCUUACGAACAAGGAGGUGAUAAAGACUGAGAAGAAAGCUGGAAUUGCACUAAGAAGAUUGAAGCAAGAGAAGGCCUUUGCGAUCCCACAACUAAAUGAUGAAUCCAUAUCGUCAAAAGAUUUGGAAAAUCAUCUACAGUGGGAGAAGAGUCACAUUGCAGCAGCAAUGCUUAUGUUUCACAGACUGUCCAGGCAAGAACAAUCUCUGUAUUCCUCUUCUCGAAUUGCAUUUCUGUCUCACUGGUUUGUGAACUCAUGGGUGAACGACUACAAGAACUGGGACCAGAACAUGACUGAGUUGUCAGAAAUGUACAUCAAGGCUUAUAAUGGAGAACACCCGACUUAUUUUGUCACAAGUAAUAAGUGGAAUGCUGACGUCCACGAUCUUUUCCUCUGCCACCAUGUUAACGGAGAUCACUGGGUUCCUCUACGCAUCGAUCUGCAGAAGGCGAAAAUUCAUGUCUAUGAUAGUAUUUGCAUACAUGUGAGUGAUAAGGAGAUGAAAGAGGCUUGUCGGCCUUUCAUGAGAAUGAUAUCCGCAUUGCUUAACAAAAUGAUGCCUGCUAAAACGACAAAGAAAAGUGAAAAACAGUUCGCUUAUAUUAGGCACAAGAAGAUCCCCCAAAAUGAAGACCCGGGAGAUUGCGGUGUGUACUCUUUGAUGUACAUCGAAUCUCUAGCUCUUGGACGUAACUUUGAUGGCUUGAAUGAUCAGAUUAUAACACCAUUGCGAUCAAAGUUGGCGGCAUAUAUCUAUGAGGAGGUGACUAAGACAAUCGAAUAA